Molecule: messenger RNA, 5708 nt
Organism: Mus musculus (house mouse)
Lineage: Eukaryota; Metazoa; Chordata; Mammalia; Rodentia; Muridae
Gene: Trpv3
Product: transient receptor potential cation channel, subfamily V, member 3
Exons: 18
Coding region: 165-2540 (791 amino acids)
Biological process (GO): negative regulation of hair cycle; sodium ion transmembrane transport; positive regulation of calcium ion import
Cellular component (GO): membrane; cytoplasm; signaling receptor complex
Molecular function (GO): calcium channel activity; monoatomic ion channel activity; monoatomic cation channel activity
Source: RefSeq, marked validated
GCCUCAUUCCAGCUGUCAGCUAUCUCUGUGCCUACGAUGAGAGCCUCUGGCCACCUCAGCCACCUUCCCGACGGUGGGUUUUGGGCCCCAGACAUGCGGUGAUCUCAAGGCAAGGACUGCCACCACCAUCUGGAACCUGCCAGCAUAUGCCUUAGGCUCCAGCAAUGAAUGCCCACUCCAAGGAGAUGGCGCCCCUCAUGGGCAAAAGAACCACGGCACCUGGCGGGAACCCUGUUGUACUGACAGAGAAGAGGCCAGCAGAUCUCACCCCCACCAAGAAGAGUGCACACUUCUUCCUGGAGAUAGAAGGAUUUGAGCCCAACCCCACGGUCACCAAGACCUCUCCACCCAUCUUCUCCAAGCCGAUGGACUCCAACAUCCGGCAGUGCCUCUCUGGCAACUGUGAUGACAUGGACUCUCCCCAGUCUCCUCAGGAUGAUGUGACAGAGACCCCAUCCAAUCCCAACAGUCCGAGCGCAAACCUGGCCAAGGAAGAACAGAGGCAGAAGAAGAAGCGACUGAAGAAGCGCAUCUUCGCGGCUGUGUCCGAGGGCUGCGUGGAGGAGCUGCGGGAACUCCUACAGGAUCUGCAGGACCUCUGCAGGAGGCGCCGCGGCCUGGAUGUGCCUGACUUCCUCAUGCACAAGCUGACAGCCUCAGACACCGGGAAGACCUGCCUGAUGAAGGCUUUGCUCAACAUCAAUCCCAACACCAAAGAGAUCGUGCGGAUUCUGCUUGCCUUCGCUGAGGAGAACGACAUCCUGGACAGGUUCAUCAACGCUGAGUACACGGAAGAGGCCUAUGAAGGGCAGACAGCGCUGAACAUCGCCAUCGAGCGGCGCCAGGGAGACAUCACAGCAGUGCUUAUAGCAGCGGGUGCUGACGUCAAUGCUCACGCCAAGGGGGUCUUCUUCAACCCCAAAUACCAGCAUGAAGGCUUCUAUUUUGGCGAGACACCCCUGGCUUUGGCAGCGUGUACUAACCAGCCUGAGAUUGUGCAGCUGCUGAUGGAGAAUGAGCAGACAGACAUCACUUCCCAGGAUUCCCGGGGAAACAACAUCCUGCACGCGCUGGUGACAGUGGCUGAGGACUUCAAGACUCAGAAUGACUUCGUUAAGCGCAUGUAUGACAUGAUCCUGCUGAGGAGUGGCAACUGGGAGCUGGAGACCAUGCGCAACAACGAUGGGCUCACACCACUGCAGCUGGCUGCCAAGAUGGGCAAGGCUGAGAUCCUGAAGUACAUCCUCAGCCGCGAGAUCAAGGAGAAGCCUCUCCGGAGCUUGUCCAGGAAGUUCACGGACUGGGCGUAUGGGCCUGUGUCAUCCUCACUCUAUGACCUCACCAAUGUAGACACAACGACGGAUAACUCUGUGCUGGAAAUCAUCGUCUACAACACCAACAUUGAUAACCGACAUGAGAUGCUGACCCUGGAGCCUCUGCAUACGCUGCUACACACGAAAUGGAAGAAAUUUGCCAAGUACAUGUUCUUCUUGUCCUUCUGCUUCUAUUUCUUCUACAACAUCACCCUGACCCUUGUCUCUUACUACCGUCCUCGGGAAGAUGAGGAUCUCCCACACCCCUUGGCCCUGACACACAAAAUGAGUUGGCUUCAGCUCCUAGGGAGGAUGUUUGUCCUCAUCUGGGCCACAUGCAUCUCUGUGAAAGAAGGCAUUGCCAUUUUCCUGCUGAGACCCUCCGAUCUUCAGUCCAUCCUGUCAGAUGCCUGGUUUCACUUUGUCUUUUUUGUCCAAGCUGUACUUGUGAUACUGUCUGUAUUCUUGUACUUGUUUGCCUACAAAGAAUACCUCGCCUGCCUCGUGCUGGCCAUGGCCCUGGGCUGGGCGAACAUGCUCUACUACACGAGAGGCUUCCAGUCUAUGGGCAUGUACAGCGUCAUGAUCCAGAAGGUCAUUUUGCAUGAUGUCCUCAAGUUCUUGUUUGUUUACAUCCUGUUCUUACUUGGAUUUGGAGUAGCGCUGGCCUCACUGAUUGAGAAGUGCUCCAAGGACAAAAAGGACUGCAGUUCCUAUGGCAGCUUCAGCGACGCGGUGCUGGAGCUCUUCAAGCUCACCAUAGGCCUGGGCGACCUGAACAUCCAGCAGAACUCCACCUACCCCAUCCUCUUUCUCUUCCUACUCAUCACCUAUGUCAUCCUCACCUUCGUCCUCCUCCUCAACAUGCUCAUUGCCCUGAUGGGGGAGACGGUGGAGAACGUCUCCAAAGAAAGUGAGCGGAUCUGGCGCUUGCAGAGAGCCAGGACCAUCUUGGAGUUUGAGAAAAUGUUACCAGAAUGGCUGAGAAGCAGAUUCCGCAUGGGCGAGCUGUGCAAAGUAGCAGAUGAGGACUUCCGGCUGUGUCUGCGGAUCAACGAGGUGAAGUGGACGGAAUGGAAAACACACGUGUCCUUCCUUAAUGAAGACCCGGGACCCAUAAGACGGACAGCAGAUUUAAACAAGAUUCAAGAUUCUUCCAGGAGCAAUAGCAAAACCACCCUCUAUGCGUUUGAUGAAUUAGAUGAAUUCCCAGAAACGUCGGUGUAGAUGCCUGGCUUAAGGCGGAUGUGAACCCUGUGGUUUGAUGCUGCAGGCUGAGCCCUGGUGUGCUGAAGUGCUAUGCAGAGUGCUAAACUAGAAGCAAAAUGCUCCUCACAUAGACUGGUGGCUGCUGAGGAGUGGCAGUCAGGAUCUGAAAGGGAAGCACCUUGGGUUGUGUGACUCCAGAGGUCAGGACAAUUCCAAGGCCAGCGGUUCUGAGUCUGGAAGUCUCCUGAUGCCCCAUGUGAGGAACCUGCAGGUUGGCUUGGCUCCAAGACAUACGUGCUGGAGAAGGAAGGAACUGGGGUCUGAGGAGUGGGGAGAGUGGUCUCCUCUCUACUACGAUCUGUUGUUGGGGCCAGCUUCUGCCCACAGACUCCUUCCUCCUUUAUCUCCCCAACUAUGACUGUGCUUCCUGAAUUUGUAGGGGACCCUGUCCCAGCGUGUGUAGAGGACCUGAGCUAAGUUGGGUCUACUUGGGUGAAGAGGGGAAUGAGCUACAGAAUGCCCUUACUGAGCCUCCAGGAAACAGGAAACUGGACUCUAUCCUUGGAUUGAAAUCCAAGGCUAAACCUAUCUCCAACUGAGAGAUGCUUAAAUAGUGUAACUGACACAAAGUUUUUAUUUUUAGUUCAGAAAAGCCAUUUCAGUUUUGAAUGAAAUUUACUUCAGAUGAAGUAGGCAACUUUAAAAGCUAAGAAACAGAUUUUGGGCUUUUGGACUGAAUGUAAGUAUUAUAUACUAGGCUUCAGGUGGCCAGGAUCAGGACAAUAAACGUUUCUACACACACACACACACACACACACACACACAAAGCCUGAGGGAGACAGGCUGUGAUCUGGGGGAAAGGUUUGGGGUCCAUCCUCUUUGAGUCUCAUCCAGUGCUGGCCUCACUUUAUCUGAGUCAGAAAUAGCAGCUGACCUAUUGAGAGGGUCUUAAAACUCAGAGAUGGCUAGCAAGCACUCCAGUGUUUCCCACUGGGGAAAUCAGCAGAUGCCUAAAACACACUGCUAGUUUUUGUUUACUGUGAAUAUUGAAACUGUACAAGAGGCUUCUGAGGGGAGAAUAUCUGCCAGACUUAGGGCUUAUUUCAGAUCCUCAGCCUCAGAUUUUUUUUUUUUCUCCUUGAAAUUUCAGAGUCAGUUUGGUAGAGUAGAGGUGGAGAUUGGAGAAUUUCUCCAAUGACUAGAACUGAAAUAGUCUCCCCUGUCCAACUCCCUCUCUUCUAACCUACACUCUCCUCCAACCUACACUCUUCUGUUAUUUAGUAAAAGGAUUCAUGUAGAAAGAUUUGAGAUGGAACUAUAGAUGACUAUGAAGAUUUUUUUAUGUUAAAUGGGUUGGAAAUAAGUUGGGCCUUUACAAAACUUGGCAAUUGUUGAGCUAAUCAGACUAGAGACCAGACAAAGAAAGCAGUCCACUCUGGCAGGUUUCUCCAUUCUAGAAAGUUCCAAGUACCAGCAUAGCUGGACAGGUGAAAAGUUGGUCAUUCCAUCCUGAAUGGCCUGGUGGGAGAGAUGGUGGUGGAUGGUACAGCAUGGACAGCUGCCCAGUCUGCAGCAGCCACUACCUGCACAACCUUCUGGAUUCUCUAUUGCUCAAAGAUCACACUCAAGUAGGGGAAGAUGACAAAGCAUGUGUCUUUGGAAAAGCAAAAACCUGAGGGGGACAUCAUGGGAAGAAGGAGAAGAAGUGCUCCUGAUGGGCAGAAAUAGUGAGAGAACUGGUUUGAGAUUUUGGUUCAGUUCAGUAGACAGCUGCUUCAGGAGUUUAGAAGAGUUCAAGAAAUGGGCUAGUACUUGUUGGGAAGAUGUUGAAGAAAGCAACUAGGUGAAUCUUAAGAUGCUGAGACAUUCUACAGACCAGUAUUCCAUAGCUGGAGUCUCCUUGAGUUAUCCUGAACAGAAGUCCCUGUUUAAAGGGCAACCGCUGGUUCCAGGGAGCUGGGAUUCCAGCUUUGCAUUGCCUUGGAAGGCAGUAGUUCAAACCACGUAGCUUUGCAUUUCCCACUUGGAUGGAAGGUGUGGCAAGUUGGGCAGAUAGAAAUAACUAGCUUCUCAAGUGUUGUGGAGACUGUUUUCUGUGGAUCUGGAUGGAAUUUGUUGGCAAACCCAUUUCUGAAUUGGCUAUUCAUCUAAAUGUGGGACCCCACCCCCCAAGAUGAAGGCUUUCACCCCAGAGGGUCAAGCUAAGAAGGCUCAUCAAAGCAAGGAAAGGCAUCUCAACAAAUGGUGUCCUGCUCAAAAGGGCCAAAUCCCUCAUUAUACAUGUGGAGACUCAGGCUCUGGAAUGAACAUAGACUUGUUCAAAGUCAUGUCAGAGCAGGUGAGGCUAGGAUACCCUGAUUUCUGGGCCACAGGGAUAUUUCUGCAGUUUUUAAUCAUUGGGUCUUUUUGUAGUUGCCACAUUAGGGGGUAGUUUUUUUUUUUUUUUCUUUUCUCUUAUGAUUUGGAAGUUAUCAUUGUCCUUACAACCUAAUGACAAGUCUAAAGAUCCAAUGUGCCUAAAGCCACACAAUAACAACAAAGAUAGCAAGAAUACACACACACCACUGACUCUUGUUGGCCUAUCAGGACAUCUUAAAACUCCAUGAUUUACAUUUCAGUAAUUUAGGGGGAAGAGGUUUUCUGGGGAUGGGCCUGAGCAUGCUUCGGUAGUAGUUACAAGCCCUGGUUUACACCUCAGGAAGAGUUUUGUAUUGCAGACAUUAUGCCAUGUGUCUGUUUAGAAUAACAUGGGUGCUUCCUUCCUUCCUGGUGUGGGGAGAAGGAAUAAAAGCUGUACUGUGAAGUCAUUGAGCUCUCAGGCAUCUGCCCACGAGAGUGCAGUAUUACUGUGGUUCCUUUCCUUCCUCAGGGCCUGGUGACUGCUCCCCCUUUGCUCUGGAUGAGGCACAGGGAGACAGGCCCUCACCAGAGUCUGUAAGCCAUACUUGACUUCUGCGUUGAUUUACAUGUUGUUAUUUUAUAUGUACUGUGAUCUUGGUUCCAGACACAGAAUUAUUGUCGUAUUCUCACGAGAUGUGCUGAUCAUUGUAUAACUUAACUUAUAGAAUUGUUUUUAGUGUUGUUUGUGUGAAACUACAUGCUCAAGAAAUCAUAAAGAGUUAAGACUACUUUGGUCUCAUUGAAAUACUGUUUUGAUUUCCAAUAAAUAUUUAUUUUGUCAUGUUA